Messenger RNA from Hippoglossus stenolepis (Pacific halibut), 3390 nucleotides. Its product is annotated as COUP transcription factor 2. Gene Ontology annotation, biological process: anatomical structure development; negative regulation of transcription by RNA polymerase II; cell differentiation. Gene Ontology annotation, molecular function: RNA polymerase II cis-regulatory region sequence-specific DNA binding; nuclear receptor activity; zinc ion binding. The record is from RefSeq and is a predicted model, not a curated record. Bases 539 to 1873 code for a protein of 444 amino acids. The transcript is spliced from 3 exons. NCBI's taxonomy places the organism in Eukaryota, Metazoa, Chordata, Actinopteri, Pleuronectiformes, Pleuronectidae.
UUCUCUCGGUCUCUCUCUCCUCCCUCUCUCCGCUGUCUUUUUAAUGUAACUUCUGACUGAUCGGGGGAGCAGGCAGCGUCUGGAGAGCCUGGUCCGGAGACUCCAUCACUGAGGAGGGAUCUGCUCGGCUCGCACGCUAUUCUCAUUAAAGCUGGACACAGCGGACAGAGAGGAUCACACUUCAGAUGUGUUUGGGAUACCGUGGUGGAUUUGGCUCAGUGUUGUGCGUCUUCGUGUUUCCUCGGUGGAUGAUAUUCUCUGCGUCUGAAUGAAGCUUGUUUUUUGGAUGCGCCUCGCGCCCAAGCUGUUUCUGGUGACUGCGCAUUCUUUAAUUGUGAAGUCGGGCGUGAUCUUUUUAUUAGCGUUAUCCUGUGCGCCUUUUUCACGUUACAUUCCAGGAGUGACUGUUUGAUAUUUACCACACGAUGCCGCAGUUUCAAUGAGCGCGUUUUAGCAGCCCACGCCAACAAAUCCCGUGCGUUGAUUAUUGCGUAAAAAUAGAAAAAGUUGGGCGCGCAAAGUUUUGGUGACGGUCGAUAUGGCUAUGGUGGCGUGGAGAAGCACCGAGGGCGUCGGGGACACCCAGGGGACCCUCUCCUCCCCGGUGUCCCAGGUCGCGCCUCUGUCUCUGUCCGGGGAGAUGACGGGACACAUGAACCCGGCGCCCUCUCUGGAAUUACCCCCGGCGGCUCCCCAGGGCGCACCGCAGCCCAACCCGUCCAGCGCCGCCACCGCGACCACCACCACCGGCGGCGGCAACAAUAACAACAACACCUCCUCUUCCUCCUCCUCCUCCUCGUCCAUGGACAAGCAGCAGAGCCAGCAAAUCGAGUGCAUCGUGUGCGGGGACAAAUCCAGCGGGAAGCACUACGGACAGUUCACUUGUGAGGGAUGUAAGAGCUUCUUCAAGCGCAGCGUCAGGAGGAACCUGAGCUACACCUGCAGGGCCAACAGGACCUGCCCCGUGGACCAGCACCACCGCAACCAGUGCCAGUACUGUCGCCUCAAGAAAUGCCUGAAAGUCGGCAUGAGGAGGGAAGGUACGCGCUGGCAUCCUCCUCUUGUUGCUCUGGCUGUCCAGAGAGGCAGGAUUCCCACCCAGUCUUACCACGGCCAGUUCGCCCUGACGAACGGAGACCCUCUGCAGUGUCACUCCUACCUAUCGGGAUACAUCUCCCUGCUGCUGCGGGCCGAGCCCUACCCGACCUCCAGGUUCGGCUCUCAGUGUCUGCAGAGCAACAACCUCAUGGGCAUCGAGAACAUCUGCGAGCUGGCGGCCCGCAUGCUCUUCAGCGCCGUGGAGUGGGCCCGCAACAUCCCCUUCUUCCCGGACCUGCAGGUGCCGGACCAGGUGGCCCUGCUCCGCCUCACCUGGAGCGAACUGUUCGUGCUGAACGCCGCCCAGUGCUCCAUGCCCGUCCACGUGGCCCCGCUGCUGGCCGCCGCCGGCCUGCACGCCUCGCCGAUGUCCGCGGACCGGGUGGUGGCCUUCAUGGACCACAUCCGGGUCUUCCAGGAGCAGGUGGAGAAGCUGAAGGUGCUGCACGUGGACUCUGCGGAGUACAGCUGCAUCAAGGCCAUCGUGCUGUUCACCACAGAUGCUUGUGGUCUCUCAGAUGUGGCCCACGUGGAGGGUCUGCAGGAGAAAUCCCAGUGCGCUUUAGAGGAGUACGUAAGGAGCCAGUACCCCAACCAGCCCAACAGGUUUGGGAAGCUGCUGCUCCGCCUGCCUUCCCUCCGCACUGUCUCGUCUUCUGUCAUAGAGCAGCUUUUCUUCGUGCGUCUGGUGGGGAAAACCCCCAUAGAGACUCUGAUAAGGGACAUGCUGCUGUCCGGCAGCAGCUUCAACUGGCCUUACAUGCCCAUUCAGUAGAGGAGAAGGCGGCAGUGGUGCUGCUAAGGUCAGGAAAGGUCUCACACCUCAAACCGAGUCAUUUCAGAGGCUGCAGCUUAAAAUCUGUUGAUUUGAACAAGGGAAAAAUAAACUGCCAGUGAAAUGAGAUAAUAACAGAAAUUUUCAAGUAAAUUUUUUUAUUUAGUUUGAACAUGUUCUUGAUUCCUGAGGAGUGACCUGCCUUAUGCUGUUUUUUUAUGUUUCCAGAAAGAUCUGUGAAACAAAUUCACCUUUUGGGCAGUGAGGAAUCACCCGACCACACUGGCAGAAAUUUUAAUUUGUUCAAAGAGGGAAAAAAUAUUCAUGUGAUGAAAUGAUGGACCUUUUUUAUAGUGUGGUGACCACUCAGUCUGUUUUUUUUGGAAUAACAAACAAUAUUUAUUCAAACCCUUUGUGUAUAUUUAUCGUGCUUGUAAAUUAUGUUUUUAAUGUUUCAUGUAUUUUUGACCUGGCCAGUGAGAAAACUGCAGGGAUUGUCUCGUGUCGAUCAGUUUUUUUUUUCUUUCUUUUGUUUGUUUCAUACCUUCCAGACUUGGCACUUUGGACUAAAGGAACGUUUCAGAAAGAUUUAACACAAGUGUUUGAAACCCAGCCUAAAUGUGUACCAACAGAAUGGUGAGAUUAAUGCUGUGUUUUAGUAACUUUGGAAACUGCACUUCUCAUGAUCAGUGUUAGGUUGCGCCAAGUAAUGCAUUACUUGUUAAUCUUUGCAUAGAUAGUAUCAUUACGUAAUAUUUCCUGCAAUAUUUUACUAUUCUCUGGCAGAUCAAAUAAUUUCUUCCAUUUCUACUAUUUUGCAUUCUACAAAUAACAUGAGAAAAGUUUAUUUUUUUCUCCCUUGAAUGAUCAGAAACCAGGUUUCUCAUCACAUGUAUGAAUUGAACCGAGAAAUUCAGCUUUUCUUUUCAUGUCUCAUCUGAACAAAGUUUAUAAUGAGGCUAAAUGUGGCAAAAACUAAUAAGAGGUUGGAGGCUGAAUGUUUGCUAAGCUGUACAUUAAUGUGACAUUUUAAUAUUUAGAGGCGCGAAAUGAAGAAAACUGUUUUUUUUCCUCAUAUAACUUUUUACAGUGAAAAGUAAUGACAUUACUCUACAGGAUUAAUGAGUGAUGCAUUACCACACACUUCUAAUUCAUUUAUGUUUCCAGGUGUUUUACACUGACUGUCUGAGAGAGAUUUAAAGAGCACAGGGCCUGAUGUAUAACUACAGUGUGAACUGUGCACAACUUCCCAGGUCAAAUCUAUUUCAUUAGAAUUCAUGCGUUUAUGAGCCCAGGCCGCUAAAUGGCACAAUUGACCACUGCAGGGUAUAUUUGCUGAAUUGAAAAUGUGUGUCUAUGUGUGUGUGCGUGUGUGUAUGAGUGUGUAUUUGUGUUUACUUCUUUUUGACAACCACUCUGAUGUACUGUGAAAGCAUAUUGGUUAACAUAUUGGUACCAUAUUAAAUUAUAACUCAAGAUUUAUAAAUAAAGUGUAUUUGAUUUAUUUUGCCAUUUCA